Molecule: messenger RNA, 1323 nt
Organism: Penicillium concentricum
Lineage: Eukaryota; Fungi; Ascomycota; Eurotiomycetes; Eurotiales; Aspergillaceae
Exons: 2
Coding region: 1-1323 (440 amino acids)
Source: RefSeq, a predicted model, not a curated record
AUGUCAGGGCCACCUGCGGGUGCUCCACCCACAUCAUCACUGUCGGGGAUAGCCAGUUCAACUUCUAUGACAACAACAUCGGGCAUACCCAUUAUUCCGUUGGUGAUCUAUACUACUCCGCCAGAUGGCUUGCGCACGAGCAGCAUUACAGAAUUUCUCUCAGCGAGCAACACUGUCUUGACGACGACCGAGAAUGGCCACCAAACCAUUAUCCCAGUUAUUGCUGGUAUUGGCAUAUGGGGAAUCCCACACCCAGGCACAUUCUUCAACAUCCCUGGCUUCCCCGGUGCUCUUACUAUUCCAUGCCUGAUCGCAUGUUCUUCGAGUGCUAGCAUGCCCUCAAUUGAUGAAGGGGCCAUCGAGGACGGUGAUCAGUCUAGUAGCAGAAGCAGCUCGGCUUCGUGCACGUCCUCGUCUACCUCGACCUACUCCACCGAGUUUGUCACUUGUGCCCCCAUCACCACGUUAGGUAGAACGACGUCAACCUGCACUACGUCAACUGAGAUCCACACAACCACUGGAUGUGAUCUCAAAGUCACAGACUCGAGUACCGCCACUACACAAACGCCCACGAGCACACCUCUGGCCUUGACGGCUGUGACAUUCCAUGUCGGCCCAGCCUCAUCCACACCUCCAUCUUCUGCCUUGCCCUUGACAGCUGUGACAUUCCAUGUCGGCCCAGCCUCAUCCACCCCUCCAUCUUCUGCCUUGCCCUUGACAGCUGUGACAUUCACUGUUGGCGGAAGCACGACGCCACCGGUCUCGACAUCGACAUUGUUUGGCGAUCUUCCGCUAAUAUCUAACUUCGAUUUCGGUCAGGUUGGACCUAAACCGACGGCUGUGCCUUUCACCACCACCUCAAUGAACGGCGAAAUACUCGCGUAUCCGUCGCGGAUCGAGGAAAAUUUCGCCCAAGACGGUAUAUUUACCACGAAGGGUGCGGGCACACCCGUGACACUGCAAGCUGCAUCGCCAACCCAGAUCAGCAGUAACCACGAUGGUUCAGGUCCAUGCAACAAAGUCCAGGACUCCUGCGACAAAGCGUACGGGAAGUAUGUAGAUGACACGAUCUAUUCAUCUUACACGUCUUACACAUGGAGUGGCAGCCUCAUGGUUGCAUCGAAUGGCCAAGCCGGUUGUGCUGCCAUGUUUACAUGCGAUAAUGAUAACUAUGGGUUUGGCAUGACUGGACGGCAGAUCAAGGCCGCUGUUAAUUACAUGAAGGAACAUGACGGUGUCGACAAGUGCGGAACCACAUAUCUGUCAAACUCCUGUCAUAUCACGCUCGAUGCCUGCGUCAAUAACUGCCAAGCCACGCUGUAA